Molecule: messenger RNA, 552 nt
Organism: Clavispora lusitaniae ATCC 42720
Lineage: Eukaryota; Fungi; Ascomycota; Pichiomycetes; Serinales; Metschnikowiaceae
Product: ubiquinone-binding protein
Biological process (GO): cellular respiration; ubiquinone biosynthetic process
Cellular component (GO): mitochondrion
Molecular function (GO): ubiquinone binding
Source: RefSeq, a predicted model, not a curated record
AUGUUAUCUUUGAAAGCUCCACUUAUUAGUUCCAGGCGGUCUUUGUUCAACUUUGCCCAGACUUCCCUGCAGUCGUAUAAGGUUUCCAAAAAGAUCAAUGUGCCGCCAAGCUUGCUCUUUGAGAUCGUUUCGGAUGUCUCACUUUACCACGAAUUCGUGCCUUUUGUUACCCAUUCUUUCAUCAACGAGUAUCUGAAGGAGACAAAUCUACCUACGGAAGCCGGGCUCAGGGUUGGGUGGAAGCAAUAUGACGAGAAGUUUACUUGCAAACUUACAUGUGUGAAAGAUAAGAAGGUUAUAUCUGAGUCCAUCACGAUACUGUUAUUUGACCACUUGUACAAUGAGUGGAACUUCAAAGAGGUUAAAAAUCGCUUCACCAAUGAGCUGUCCACAUAUAUGGAACUCUUGUUGAGAUACAAAUUCAAGAAUCCCGUUUACAAUACAGUAUCAUCACUUUUCCAGAGUCAUGUCAGUGAACUAAUGAUAAAAGCCUUCGAGGAGAGGGCGUUAGAUUUGAAAAUACAAAGGAAGAUGAAGGACAGAAUCAAUUGA